Molecule: messenger RNA, 2551 nt
Organism: Clarias gariepinus (North African catfish)
Lineage: Eukaryota; Metazoa; Chordata; Actinopteri; Siluriformes; Clariidae
Gene: scfd2
Product: sec1 family domain containing 2
Exons: 9
Coding region: 151-2202 (683 amino acids)
Biological process (GO): vesicle-mediated transport; intracellular protein transport
Source: RefSeq, a predicted model, not a curated record
UCAUGCGCCAGCGUGGUGCCACGUCACCUUUACGAGACUCGCGCGAUUUGUUUUGGUAUGAAACUUUCUGCGUGAACGUGUAACCGACAGCAUUUAUUAUUAUCAUCAUUAUUAUUACACUGCACUCAUUAUUUCUGGAUCCCGGCAGCGAUGUUGUCUCCGGAUGUUUUCGCGGCUUUUCCCGGACAGAUGUGGGAGAAGGUGCUGGCGAAGGUGAAGAGAGCGCUGGUGUUUCUGGACGACGCGUGCGCGGAGAGCCUGCACUGGAGCGGAGGGGCGGCUCUCCUGCUCGAGGCUGGCGCACGCAACGUCAAGCGCUUCUCCAGCUUCGAGGCUGGAGCGGAAAACGAGCCGAAAGCCGUGUUUGUGGUGAGCACGCUGCUGAAAGGCAGGACGGCGGAUAUCAUUAAGGACGUGGUGUCUCUCAGCCACUUCCGGUACUGCGUGGUGUGUACGGCGGUGCCCCACUCUGUGCACCUGCUGGCUGAUGGAGGAGGCUCCGCCCCUGAGAAUGACGUCACUGUGGUGUUCAGACGCUUCCAGGAGAAGCUGAGCGGCUGGAUGGGUGAUGCUGAGUACACAGCCGAAGUCAUUUAUGCCCCGGUGCUCCUCGCCAGGGUGACCUCUCAGCUCCUGAUCGCACCCGGCUUUGCUGAUCUCUUCCCUCUCCUAGACUCGGAUCUCGCCUCCAUCAACCUCAAGCGCCCGGAGAAGCGCCGGUUCCCGAGUCUCGCCGACCUGGACGUGAAUUCUCUCCCCAACGAGCUGCAGCUUAAGAUCAGAACGCUGGUCUCGGCUCUGAACGCACUCUUCGAGGUGUCAAACACACGGGAGGAGAGCUUCACCGUGGGCCCCAUGAGUCGCCUGAUAGCCUCCGAGCUGGCCAACCAUCCGCAGGCUAAAAACCGGAGGAAGGCUGUCUCCGCACAUAAAGCCUCGCUGGUGUUCGUCGACAGAACUCUUGAUCUGACAGGAGCUGUCGGACAUCACGGCGACAACCUGGUGGAGAAGAUAUUGUCUGUUUUACCUUCGUUGUUGGGGCAUGUGACUGAUGUACAAGUAGACAUGCUGGAGCUGACGAGUCUUCAGUGCACGCCCGAGGCACAGGGGGUCCUGGCACCUGGCUGUCUGGGACAGACUCAGUCUGCUGCAGCGCGGUCGCUAUGGGAGACGAUGCUCGUCGCUAAGCAGAAGGAGGCAGUCAUGGAGGUGAGGAGGCAGCUUGUGGAGGCAGCCAGCAAGGAGAACCUGCCAAUCAAAAUGAGUCUGGGCCGCGUGACAGGGGAGCAGCUCUCCUCGUAUGUGCAGUUGUUUCGGGACAAUUGGCCGGCGGUAGAGAAUCACUGCGGGCUUUUACAGCUGGCACUGGGCACUGCUCAGACGCUGCGCCACCCAUGCCUGGCCCAGUGGGACGCCUGCCUUGCCUUUGAGAGACUCCUCCUUCAAGCACUGGGAGAGUCUGAACUUGCGGAUGUCCUGAAGCAGUUUCUUCCACUCACGAAGUCCGGAGGUGGUUCGGUUUCAGGUUCGGCUGAUUUCAGCGUGGACCAGCUGCUGCUGCUGUUGGUGUACGUGUACUCUCUGGCUCAGGAGACGCAAGCGAGUGGAACACAGGACGAGGAGAAGGUGGAGAGAGAGAUCAUCGGGGCGCUGACACUUUUACUCACCCAGCAGACCACACUGAGUCCACUGGUGCAGGGUUUUACAGGAGUCUCCAGCCCGGAGGAACUGACGUCGGAGCGAGCACAUACAGCAGUGGAGAGCGUGUUCGAGACAUUGCGCGGCCUGGGCCGAGCCCGAGAUCACCUGAAGCAGCUGCGCUCAGUGUACAGAGCAAGCGAUGGUGCUCACCAGGCGACUUAUCGUCCCUUCGUAAAGCAGGUUCUGGAGGAAAUCUUCAACCCAAGCCGACCUGAGUGCCCAGACAUUGAGCACGCUUCUGGAGGACUUACUGACCUGCUCAAGACGGGUUUCAGCAUGUUUAUGAAGGUUAAUCGGCCCCAUCCAAGUGAUCAUCCACUGCUGAUUCUUUUUAUGGUGGGUGGAGUCACUGCAUCGGAGCUCCGCCUUAUCCGUGAGGUUGUCGCCACCCAUAAAGCAGGGACACAGGUUUUGGUGAUCUCGACAAGACUACUGAGGCCAGCUGAUAUUCCACACCUGCUAUUCAGCACUGACAGACUCUCACCUGAUAUAGGAGUGUGAGAAGGGAAUGCAGACCACACACACAGAGUGAAGCAUGCCUAUUCUCAAAAAGAAGAGACACUAUUUUGUAUUUACCAUAGACAGACACACAAAUGCUAGACAUCAAGGCUAAGGACAGUUAUUACAGUGUACACUGUUUGCACAAUUCAUAAAUGGUUGUAUUUUGAAAUAAUAACUGUGUAUUGUGUGAGAGACGGAGACUUGAAGUGUGGAUGGACUUGGUGUUCAUGGUGCAUUAACCAAGUUUGUGACUGUUAUAUGACCAAAAAAAAAGUUGAGAAGAUAUUUAAGAUCAAAUACUUUAUUUCAAAUCACAAAACAAUAAAUAAGAUCAAUCUUUUGCCCUGGG